AUGAUGAUUGUUAACCACUCAAAGGAAAAAGCUUUUCUGGGUGAUCUAAAUGGCUGGAUGCUGUACUUGGCUAAUAGUAUGGUUGAUUGGUUUCCUGACAAAGACAGGAGAUUCAAGAAGCUUAUGGCUUGCACGGAGGAGGAGGAUAAGAUACAUAAAAAAGAGAUCAGGUACAAAGAAACAAAACGGAUAGCAAAGAAAGCAGUAGCGGAGGGGGAGAAGUAUAUUUUUAAGUUAGCAAAAGUCAGAUCUAGACAAAAGGAUUUAGGGACAGUGAAGUUCAUUAAAGAUGAAGGUGGACGAGUACUCCUUAGACAAGAGGAUAUCAAAACGAGAUGGCAUCAAUAUUUUUCCCAACUGCUCAAUGAGACUAAGGGUCUAAAGGAGGAGAUUCGACAAACUUUGGUCAUCCAAAGAACACAGGAUCAUAGGUCGAUUAUUGAUAUUACCACGAGGGAAGUAGGAGAAUCUCUCAAAAAGAAGGAGGGAUCAAAGGCAUUUGGACAUAAUAACAUCUUGAUUGAGGUGUGGAGGGGUUUAGGAGAUGAGGGUAUUCAUUGGCUUACUAACCUCUUGAAUGUCAUCUUGAGGUCUCGUGAGAUGCCAGAAGAAUGGAGGGUUAGCACACUUAUCCCACUGUUUAAAAAUAAGGGCGAUGCACUAGUAUGCGGGAACUAUAAAGGAAUCAAACUUUUAAGCCACACAAUGAAAACUGUGGGAAAGAGUGAUUGA
This is a messenger RNA of Amaranthus tricolor (Joseph's coat), 732 nucleotides long. RefSeq lists its product as uncharacterized. The record is from RefSeq and is a predicted model, not a curated record. NCBI's taxonomy places the organism in Eukaryota, Viridiplantae, Streptophyta, Magnoliopsida, Caryophyllales, Amaranthaceae. The transcript has 5 exons. Bases 1 to 732 code for a protein of 243 amino acids.